Molecule: messenger RNA, 1830 nt
Organism: Drosophila montana
Lineage: Eukaryota; Metazoa; Arthropoda; Insecta; Diptera; Drosophilidae
Gene: Zw
Product: glucose-6-phosphate 1-dehydrogenase Zw
Exons: 5
Coding region: 147-1733 (528 amino acids)
Biological process (GO): glucose metabolic process; pentose-phosphate shunt, oxidative branch
Cellular component (GO): cytosol
Molecular function (GO): glucose-6-phosphate dehydrogenase activity; NADP binding
Source: RefSeq, a predicted model, not a curated record
CGCAACCCGAAGAAGCAUACAAACACAGCAAGCGGCAUUAUUUUUGUUAUUUGCUAAAAUUACAAAAUAUAUAAAUACUUUAAGCAAAGCUGUCAACAAAAUACGUAAACAAAUAAUUUCGCUCAGCUAACAGAGGAGAGUCAUCCAUGUUAAAAAUGGAGUACAACAGCUCGCAGGCCAGCGGCCACCUGGACCGGAUCAUCAAGUCCCUGAAGUCCUCCACCAUGAUAUGCGAGGGCACCCAGUUCGAUGGCAAGCUGCCGCACACCUUUGUCGUCUUUGGCGCCUCGGGCGAUCUGGCCAAGAAGAAAAUCUAUCCGACAUUAUGGUGGCUAUAUCGCGACGAUCUGCUGCCCAAGCCGACCAAAAUUUGCGGCUAUGCGCGCUCCAAGCUGACCCUCGACGAACUCAAGGCCCAAUGUCACACAUACAUGAAGGUGCAAGCCGAUGAGCAGGCGAAGUAUGAUGAAUUCUGGAGCCUGAACGACUAUGUGGCCGGUCCGUAUGAUACAACCGGUGGCUAUCAGCUGCUCAACAAGCAGCUGGAGAAGAUUGAGAACAGAUGCAAGGCGAAUCGCAUCUUCUACUUGGCCCUGCCGCCGACAGUCUACAACCAGGUGACGCUGAACAUCAAGAACAUUUGCAUGUCCACGCGCGGCUGGAAUCGCGUGAUCGUGGAGAAGCCGUUCGGACGGGACGAUGUCAGCUCGAAGGCGCUGAGCGAUCAUUUGGCCAGUUUGUUCGAGGAGGAGCAACUGUAUCGCAUCGAUCACUAUUUGGGCAAGGAGAUGGUCCAGAAUCUGAUGACAAUACGCUUCGGCAACAAGAUACUCAGCUCGACCUGGAACCGGGAGAACAUCGCCUCCGUGCUGAUAACAUUCAAGGAGCCAUUCGGCACCCAGGGACGCGGCGGCUAUUUCGAUGAGUUCGGGAUAAUACGCGACGUCAUGCAGAAUCAUCUGCUGCAGAUCCUGUCGCUGGUGGCCAUGGAGAAGCCGUGCAGCUGCCAUCCGGACGAUAUACGCGACGAGAAGGUGAAGGUGCUCAAGUGCAUCCAGCCGCUGCAGCUGAGCGACAUGGUCCUCGGCCAGUAUGUGGGCAAUCCCAGCGGCAAGACGGAGGACGAGCGCACCGGCUAUCUGGACGAUCCGACGGUUAGCAAUACAUCGACAACGCCCACCUAUGCGAUGGCCGUCAUCAAGAUCAAUAACGAGCGCUGGCAGGAUGUGCCCUUCAUUUUGCGCUGCGGCAAGGCGCUGAACGAGCGCAAGGCCGAGGUGCGUAUCCAGUAUCAGGAUGUGCCCGGCGACAUCUUCGAGGGCAACUCCAAGCGCAACGAGCUGGUCAUACGCGUCCAGCCCGGCGAGGCGCUCUACUUCAAGAUGAUGACCAAGAGUCCGGGCAUCACGUUCGAUAUCGAGGAGACCGAACUGGAUCUGACCUACGAGCACCGCUACAAGAACUCCCAUCUGCCGGAUGCCUACGAGCGCCUCAUACUCGAUGUCUUUUGCGGCUCCCAAAUGCAUUUUGUUCGCUCCGAUGAGCUGCGCGAGGCGUGGCGCAUCUUUACGCCCAUUCUGCACAAGAUCGAGCGCGAGCAGACGCCAUCGAUUCCAUACCAGUACGGCUCCCGCGGCCCCAAGGAGGCCGAUCGCAAAUGCGAGCAGAACAACUUCAUCUAUUACGGAUCCUACAAAUGGCACGGCGCCAAUUCCAGCACAUCCAAUCUCUGAGUGCUCGCAUCCGACUUGGUCAUGGACUUACCUUACAUAACUAUAGUUUCAUAUAUUUUUUUAUAUAUAGAUUUCUUUAUAAAUAUGCCUUUUUUUU